Lachnellula hyalina is the source of this 1680-nucleotide messenger RNA. It is a transcript of the gene PCP1, whose product is annotated as Rhomboid protein, mitochondrial. Gene Ontology annotation, cellular component: membrane. The coding region runs from base 1 to 1680 and encodes 559 amino acids. The record is from RefSeq and is a predicted model, not a curated record. Gene Ontology annotation, molecular function: serine-type endopeptidase activity. Lineage: Eukaryota; Fungi; Ascomycota; Leotiomycetes; Helotiales; Lachnaceae. The transcript has a single exon.
AUGAACAGCCUCGGGCCUUCAAUUUCACGGAUAGCGUGUCUGGAUACACGACGCUUGUUGCAGACCUGCUCCAAAGUCGAUUGUCUCGCCGCAAGGAUAGCACAACAAUAUGCGCGGCCAUACUCGAUAUUUAGUUAUCGAUGUGCUUGGAGGGACAGGCAAACAUCAGUAUCGGGUGGAUUAAGACCAAUACUUCGAAUACCGAACACAACUUCCCAAAUUCGAAUUGGGGCUAGAACAUUCGCAUCGCAGCGGAUAAUCCGAGACUUCACAGACUUGCCUGAAGAUUACGAAUCCGAAGAUGGCCUCACAUUUAGAGAACAACCCAUAUCACAAAAUGAAGUUCUCGGGAUAUUCGGGAAGGGCGUCGAUGCCAAGACGGCAAAUCAAAUUCUUAGAGUAUUACAUGGCCUGCGAGUGUCAGGAACAUUAGAGGACCCAAACUCAGCUCGACUCAAAGCACCGUUCGAGGGUUUACUGAUCAAGAGAGGGCUAAGCUGGCUAAGGAAAAAUGUACCUGUGGACGAGGUGAUGAAUGCUGGUUUGAGAGCUGAGCAGGAAUUGGAGGCACUGAACUUGGAGACGGUACAGGACAGUAUUAAAAUUGGGCUUUGGCGUCCCAAUUCUCGGGAAAUUGGCGAGGGGGAAUCACCAUAUGGGAAAAGUAGUUUUGACAAAAUCAGAGAAGAUGAAGCGAAACGUUUGGAUGAGAUGGAGAAGGAAUCGGAGGAGAAACGGAAGAGCCAGGCGGAUGAAAUUCGAGAGAAUACCGGCACCUUGCAAAUAGGUUCAGCUUCAAACGUCGAACUUCAAAGACCUGGGCAAAACCCAAGGCUAAAAUAUUAUAUGGAACGAUCCCACAUCCUCCCUGACACUCCUCCAGAAAUGAGUAUCUUCCAACGACUAUUCCCCUCAGGACUGGUCGUCCUAGGCACAUUGAUAGGCGCCUACGUCUUCACCCAAGUCUACACACCACCCGCACCCUCCGCACGCCUCUUUCCAGACGUACCCCCCUCAGCCGCAACGGUAGCCGGCAUCAUCCUCAUGAAUAUCGGCGUCUUCGCCCUCUGGCGCUUUCCCCCCGCGUUCCGAUUCCUAAACAUGCACUUCAUCCUCGUUCCCGGCUAUCCCUUCGCAUCUAGCAUGCUUGGCAAUGUCUUCUCGCACAUGGCUUUCUCGCAUCUAGCUUUUAACAUGGGAGUACUUUGGUUCGUAGGCACCCGUCUGCACGACGAGAUUGGUCGCGCCAAUUUCCUCGCUAUCUAUAUGGCCAGCGGUGUCAUAUCCAGUUACGUCUCCUUUGCGUCCUUCGUUUUACGCAAUAAUUUUGUGACCUCUAGUCUCGGCGCAUCGGGGGCUGUGUGCGGUAUCAUUGCUUGCUAUUUAUCUAUCAAUUCCGGAGAGAAAGUCAAGCUCUUCGGUAUCUUUCCGCCGGAUAAUUGGCCAUCUUUGAGCGCAUUGGGCAUGCUGGUUUUUCUGGUGGGGGUGGAACUGUUCCCUCUUUUAAGCAAGAGUGCGAUGCUGGGAUUGGUGGAUCAUACGGCACAUUUGGGGGGUUAUGCGGCUGGGAUUGGGAGUGCACAGUUGCUGAUGUAUAGGUUAAGAAGGAGGAGGGAGAUGGAGAGGAAGAGGAGGAAGGAGAUGGGGAUUGUGGAUAGGAUUAGAGAGGGGAAGGUGUAG